UUCGCCGCGUCGCAGCAUUCCCCCCAAAACGCCGGCCGCCGCCGCCGCCGCCGCAACGCCAUGAACCACCUCCGACGCCUCACUACCCCCACCCCCCUCCUCUCCACACGACGCUAUCUCCUCACUAGUCACUACCCCCACCUCCCUCCUCUUACUCUCUCUCUCCACCGCCUCCUCUCCGCCACCGCCGCCUCCCCUUCCCCCAAACCCUUCGCCGUCGAGGAGUACCUCGUCUCCACCUGCGGCCUCACGCGCGCGCAGGCCCUCAAGGCGUCGAAGCAGCUCGCCCACCUCAGGUCCCCCUCAAAGCCCGACGCCGUCAUCGCCUUCCUCUCCGCGCUGGGCCUCGCGCGCCCCGACAUCGCGGCCCUCGUCGCCGCGGACCCGCGCUUCCUCUGCGCCAGCGUGGAGAAAACCUUGGCUCCCCGCAUCACCGAGCUCAGCGACCUCGGCCUCUCGCGGGCGCAGAUCGCGCGCCUCGUCCCGCUCGCCCGCACUGCCUUCCGCAGCAGCACCCUCGGCCACAGCCUCGGCUUCUGGCUCCCGGUCAUGGGCUCCUUUGAGAAGGUACUCACGUUUCUCAGGCUGAAAUGCAACAUCCUCGGAAGUGACAUCGAGAAGGUGAUCAAGCCCAACAUGGCCCUCCUCCAGCAGUACGGAAUACAUGUGGGUAAUUUCCCCAAUUCAUUCCUGCCCGUGGUGAUGACCAGGCCCCCUGAGCACGUCCAGGCCGCCAUGGCGCGCAUCAGUAAAUUUGGGUUCAGGCAGGACUCAGGGAUGUUCGCCAUAGCGCUUGAGGUGUUUGCAAUCCACAGCCAGGAGAAGAUUGAUGAGAAAAUCAGGACCCUUGAAAUGUUUGGCUGGUCUCAGGACGAUGUGCUGAUGACUGUGAGGAAGAUGCCACAUUUACUGAACAUGUCGAAGGAAAGGUUACAGAGGAAUUUGGAAUUCUUGGCCAGGGAUGUUGGGCUGGAGAUACCGUACAUUGCUCAAAGGCCAGUGCUGGUUAUGUAUAGCCUUGACCGCCGGUUGGUACCGCGCCAUCAUUUGAUCAAGAUUCUCAAUGCAAAGGGAUUGCUUAGUGAUAAGUUUGACUUAUAUUCUGCAUUUGCCCUCUCUGAGAAGAAGUUCCUGGACAGGUUCAUCCAUCCUUACGAGCAUAUGGUUCCAGGCCUUGCUGGUGCUUACGCUUCUAGCUGUGCUGGAAAAGCACCCCAUGGGCUUACUAUCUGAUGUGACAAAAUGGAACUAGAGGAUGUGUUGAAGUUCUGCUGGGAGUGUACCAAUAGGACUGACGUUUGUAAAAUUGAAAGGAUGGUUUAACGUUUGCUUUCCUGGUGCUAAUUGUUCUUGUGUUUACAAAAUUUGUUGGUGGUGCUCCACUGUAGUGUUGUAGUCACUGACUAAUUAAUGAAUAUUUCAGAGCUAGUCUCCGGUUCCAAUCUAGUCCCAUGUGGAAAUUUAGGAAUGACAUUUCCAGGAGCGACAUGUUUGAUUCGAUACGGGAUGUGUAACUUUGUUCUUUGGUUACUAUAUUUUGCUUAUCCUGAA
Molecule: messenger RNA, 1551 nt
Organism: Setaria italica (foxtail millet)
Lineage: Eukaryota; Viridiplantae; Streptophyta; Magnoliopsida; Poales; Poaceae
Product: transcription termination factor MTERF2, chloroplastic
Exons: 1
Coding region: 61-1233 (390 amino acids)
Biological process (GO): chloroplast organization; regulation of DNA-templated transcription
Cellular component (GO): chloroplast
Molecular function (GO): double-stranded DNA binding
Source: RefSeq, a predicted model, not a curated record